AUGCCCGCGGGUAUGGAGAAUAUCUUCGGUUCCCUACUUUCUGACCCAGAGAUGAUGGCAGCCAUGCAGGAUCCGGAAAUCCAAGCUGCCUUUUCGGAAGGGAUGUCAAAUCCUGCUGCCUUUGCCAAGGCCGCGAAAAAUCCAAAGUUCGCUAAUCUUAUGAAGAAAAUGCAAGAAAAUAUGAAGGGCGCGGGUGGGUCCACUUUCGUUCCACCAGGUGGUCAUAUGCCGCCCACAAGUUCAGCAGGAGAUGGUAUGUAUUCUUCGAAAUCAACUUGUUAG
Molecule: messenger RNA, 282 nt
Organism: Dibothriocephalus latus
Lineage: Eukaryota; Metazoa; Platyhelminthes; Cestoda; Diphyllobothriidea; Diphyllobothriidae
Source: the annotation of a GenBank genome assembly